Colletotrichum acutatum is the source of this 574-nucleotide messenger RNA. RefSeq lists its product as uncharacterized. The transcript has 3 exons. NCBI's taxonomy places the organism in Eukaryota, Fungi, Ascomycota, Sordariomycetes, Glomerellales, Glomerellaceae. The record is from RefSeq and is a predicted model, not a curated record. The coding region runs from base 138 to 524 and encodes 128 amino acids.
GCGAAGUUCUGUCUGUAUAUGCUCCAUCUUGAUGGACUAAAGCCUCGUUUUCCUUGCAACUCAGCCAUUCACUAUUAUUCUGCGCUGAACACAUUCAAGCCCUUCCUCAGUUCCUAACAGACGGCAUCUAUGCUGUGAUGGUCGCUAAUCUUGUCUGUAGUGCAAUGCGAAAGAAGGGACUCAUGAACGAGUCGACCUUGACAACAACGGUGCUGCAGACCUGCAAUUGCUCCUGCAUACGUACAAGCGAGGGCGAGUCCCAGAGCACAUCGCACUUGCUUGGGGAGAUUGAACUUGUGCUGGACUGGUCCGUCACUAGGUUUGCCGUCGUGAUUCUCACACCAGUAGUGCUAAGCCUCGUCAUCGGACUGUGGUUCAACUCAAAGGACUGGACGGACCGAACCACCAUCCAGACUGCUUGGUCUAUCGCAUCAGGAUUUGUAUUAAUAGUACACUUGUAUGGCUUUGAUCAUGCCAAACCAUUGGAACUUAAUACUGUCGCCUUCCUUGCUAAUGGAGUGUGAUCGAAUGCCUUGUAUCUAUCCGAGAUAUCGAAUUUCAAACAUCGACGGUG